This is a messenger RNA of Klebsormidium nitens, 1266 nucleotides long. Lineage: Eukaryota; Viridiplantae; Streptophyta; Klebsormidiophyceae; Klebsormidiales; Klebsormidiaceae. The record is from the annotation of a GenBank genome assembly.
AUGCAGGAGAAGAUUGACCAAGAUCCCAAAUUCCAAGGCGAGCAUGUGGUGCUACCCAUCAUCAUAUACCUGGACAAAACUACCAUGGACGGCCUCCGCCGCGUGUCCGUGUUCCCUAUGUACGUGUCCCUUGCCAACUUCAGCUGGGGCUUCUACAACGAGAGAGGUGGUUUGGAGCUCGUCGCCUUGCUCCCACAGCCCAAGCCCGAUCCCGACUGGCCGCAGCCUGGCUACAAGCCCAAGUCGGACGCGCACCGCGACGUGAAGCACCACUUCAUCACCAGUUCGUUGCCGAUCAUCACGGCGAGCGCGCGGAAGGCGUCGUGGUCAGGGAUCGACUUCGUGGACCCGCAUGGCGUCCACCGGAAGGGCGUUCCGCAGCUGUUCUGCAUCAGCAAAGACCUCGGAGAGGCCUCCACCAUCUCAAACGUCAAAAGUAACCACUGCGACUCCUGCCUCGUCCCGCCAAAGGAGUUGAACCGACUCUACGAGGCCGUCGAUGGCGAUUACCCUCCGCGAGAGGAAAAGAAGAUGCGUGUGGCUGUUAACACCAUCCUCGACCUCAAAGAAGACCCACGGGUGCCCAUGGUCCGGGUUACGGAGGAGAUGAAGAAGCACGGGGUGCACCCCCAGAUGCCAUGGUUCUUCGGCUGGAAGUACGGCACCCGGCCCUGGAACGCCCCUUACCCCAAGAUGGUCCCCGACGAUCUGCACACAGUGUACGGCGGGGUGUUGGGGUCCCACUUCCUCAACAUUCUGGACGCGGUCGCCGAGAUUCACCCAGAUGGCAAGGCAACCUUCCUCUCACUAAUGAACAUACGCCUCCACCAAAUCUACCUCUACUACAACCCCGGUUUGCGGCUGCCAGCGAGCAAGGAGUUUUUCACAGAGCGCUACUCCGUGCCCAACUAUGAGUGGAAGGCCGUCAUGCAGACCUCCUCGUGGAAUGGGCGGUGGCUUUGGUGGACUGGGUUCAAGGCGACCUUUUGGCUCGAAAAGGGCAUCCACAACGAGGAUACCCUGAAGGAGUCCGAUCGUCUGCUCCGCCAUUUUGACGACAAGUGCACCGCGAUCGCCGGCCUGCAAAAUUCGGCGUGGAAUUUCCGCAAGUAUCACGACCUCUCCAAGUUCACUGCCACCGUUCGGCGCCUAGGGGCCACUCGCUGGACAUCCACGGAGAGGGGAGAGCACGAGCACCACUGGGUCAAGAUUUGGUGGUCUAGCAUGAACGGGAGGAAUGUGGACGAAGCGAUGUUCGAAGCGUGA